AUGAAUACGUCAAGCAAACGAUUGGGGAAAGUUCUUUCAAUCUUCUCUUCUUAUUUGGGUGUUUUAUGUCUUGUCUUACUUAUUGGGUCUUUACUGAUGAAUCGUGGUGAUUUGCCUUGUUCGCCUUCUAUUCAAAAGGCUAAGUCUGGCUCAAUGGUAUUUACGCCUAAUAUCAACCUAGAAAGUACUUUGAAUCAUAAUGUUAAGGAAGUUUAUGUCUAUUUGGUCCAUCGAACCCAACGAGGAGAUAAGAUUAGUGAAAAAACCGUUUGGGACACAUUGAUAAAGAAAAACGGGAUUAGUCAUCUUCAGAAAGGUAUUAUUGUCAAAACAGCUGAUACUUCACGCCCACUUAAUAAGGGCGAGUUUCACUUAAGAGCAAGUUACUUUCCUUAUGUUGGUCUAAUUAGGUACAAAACCUUUGCCGUAGUUAAGGCUUCCAGCUAG
Messenger RNA from Nematocida homosporus, 447 nucleotides. RefSeq lists its product as uncharacterized. The transcript has a single exon. Lineage: Eukaryota; Fungi; Microsporidia. Gene Ontology annotation, cellular component: signal peptidase complex; membrane. Bases 1 to 447 code for a protein of 148 amino acids. The record is from RefSeq and is a predicted model, not a curated record.